This is a messenger RNA of Morone saxatilis (striped sea-bass), 2689 nucleotides long. RefSeq names its product nuclear pore complex protein Nup98-Nup96-like. NCBI's taxonomy places the organism in Eukaryota, Metazoa, Chordata, Actinopteri, Moronidae. The record is from RefSeq and is a predicted model, not a curated record. The transcript has 13 exons. Bases 1 to 2367 code for a protein of 788 amino acids.
AUGAGUGCGUUCUCUACCAAGGACGGCUCUAGCACUCGACACGAGAGGAGGACAGACGUCAGUGGAGGCUGUACCAUGCAGGUGUGCGGCGCGCUGAUGCCAGCGAGACAGCCAUGUGGCCUGGACGCAGAAGACGCGUCGGUGCUCGUGGAGAUCAAAAACCUCGAGCUUAACCGCCCAACGUGUCCAUAUCCCCCGCAGCAGCUCGCGCCGUCCUCUCUCCGCCUCCCCAGCAUGCUGUCAUCGUGGAAGCUCUGUGAUGUCGCCAAGCGAUGUCUAGCUCCGCACGCCAACACGGACAAGAUCCAAUACACAGAUAGUGUUGAUGGCGCAGCUGCUCUACUGAGCCUGUUGCGCACCGUGCUGCUGGGAGGGGGGAAGCUGCUGCUGCAGCCUGGAGGAGGAGUGACAUCGUCGUCUUCAGCUUCUGGCGGUUCUGUCUCCUGCAGUCUGAUAGAGAGCUCCUACAAGGUGGUCCUGGAGCAGCUGGUGGGUCUGGAUCCUCCGGCAGCAAAGGUCAGUGAGGAGGAGGACGAUGAGGAGAGCCAGGCGGUGCUGCAGCGCCCCCUGGAGAUCUGCCUGAAGCACAGCACCGUCGACACUCCGGACGCCUCCGCCUGCCCUCUGGUCCGACCGCAGCCCGGCGUGGCGGCGCUGCACGAGUACGCCGAGUGGAUCACCGAACUGAACGACAAGCAGGGAGACGUUGAUCCCCUCCUAGGUUACUGGUCUGAGGUCUGGACCCUGUGCGAGGCCCUGUGGGGCCGGUUGGGCCCCGCAGAUCAGGAGCCGGACAUGGAGAUGCCCGGCGAGUACGAGCAGCAGCUGGAGAGGAGGAGGACCUUCUCAGCCUGGCUGUCCCGCGGGGCCACCUGCAGGGUGGAGGAGGAGGUGGCGCUGGCGGGGAAGGGCCGCCACACGGAGGCCAUCUUCAGCUACCUGACGGGCAACCGCAUCAGCGAGGCUUGUCGGCUCGCACAGAAGGAAGGAGACCACCGUCUGUCCCUGCUGCUGUCUCAGGCCAUGGGCUCUCAGUACUGCCGGGACCUGCUGGCCCUUCAGCUCGCCGACUGGAACCGCAUGCAGACCGACUGCUACCUGCCCGAGGAGCGCCUGCGCAUCUUCGCUCUGCUCGCCGGGAAACCUGUGUGGCAGUCGUCUGAGUCUGUGGUGAACGUGUGCUCUGAGUUGGACUGGAAGCGCUGCGUGGCCGUCCACCUCUGGUUCAUGUUGCCUCCGACCGCUUCGGUGGCCGGCGCCCUCGCCAGAUAUGAGGCCGCCUUCCAGGGCUCGUGUGAGGGGGGGAAGUACGCCUGCGCCCCCCUGCCUCCGUACCUGGAGGCGGAGCAGCCGGACAUGGAGGAUGAAGAGGAGGAGGAGUCUAAACGGCCGCUGCACGACCUCUGCUUCCACCUGCUCAAACUGUACAGCGACAGACACUACAGCCUGCAGCAGCUGCUGGACCCUCUGACCGUCACCUGGGAGCGUCUGGACUACCGUCUGAGCUGGCACCUGUGGGGCGUCCUGCAGGCGCUGCACUACAGCCACCUGAGCGCCUCGCGCCAGGGCCUCCUCCACGCCAGCUACGCUGCGCAGCUGGAGAGCGCCGGCCUCUGGCACAUGGCCAUCUUCAUCCUGCUGCACAUCCCUGACCACACUCAGCGGGAGCGAGCGGUGAGGGAGAUGCUGACCCUCCACUGCCCCCUGCAGGAGACGGACGAGUCAGUCCGGAGGGAGCGCUUCCUCACCGAGAGGCUGCUGAUCCCGGAGCAGUGGAUCCACGAGGCCAAGGCCACCAGAGCCCGCCGCGACGCCGACCGACACCAGGAGGCCCUGCACCUGUACCGGGCCGGAUACUGGAGCCAGUGUCACCGGCUGCUGAUCCAACACCUGGCCUCAGAUUGCAUCAUCAACGACAACCACGACUACCUGCUGGAGUUCCUGGAGGGGCUGGCGGUCCCUGAACACAGCGCCACCAUCCAGGACUGGGACACCGCAGGGAGGGUUUACCUGGACUACAUCCGAGUCAUAAAGACCCUGCAGGACAUCCAGCAGAUGGAGAACGCCGGUUACGAGUUGGAGCGUCUCCACACCAACGUGACGUCUUUGUGCAGCAGAAUCGAGCUCCUGCCCUGCAGCACCGCCAGAGACCGCCUCGCCCAAUCAGAAAUGGCGAAGCGUGUGGCGAACAUCCUGCGCGCGGUGCUGAGCCUGCAGCAGGGCGACGCGGCGUCUGACUCCCUCAGCAUCCCGCUCGCCCAGCUGGCGCCGCACAUCGCCCGCCUGCCGAUGCCGGAGGAUUACACGCUGGAGGAGCUGCGAGGCCUCACGCAGUCGUACCUGCGGCAGCUCAUCGUCAGCCAAUGAGAGCGCAGGACAGUCGGGAGCUGCUCGAACAUCAUGAAAUCUGACGCAGAAAAGUUUUCCACAAAGAAAGAAAAGGAGCAAAAACAAACUUUUAAGGAGUCUUGAGUCGAGGAGGAAGAGGAAGAGGAAGAGAGCCGUUUGAGAACUUUAAUUUGGAGUUUAUUCUGUUUAAGUUUGUCCCGAAGAAAACAGGCACAAAGCUUCGCAAUGUCAUUCCUCCUCACCUGUGUGUGUGUGUGUGUGUGUGUGUGUCUGUCUGUGUGUGUGUGUGUGUGUGUGUCUGUGUGUUUGUGGUGUGUCUGUCCUGUGUGUGUGUGUGUUC